Molecule: messenger RNA, 8086 nt
Organism: Octodon degus (degu)
Lineage: Eukaryota; Metazoa; Chordata; Mammalia; Rodentia; Octodontidae
Gene: F8
Product: coagulation factor VIII
Exons: 27
Coding region: 280-7278 (2332 amino acids)
Molecular function (GO): oxidoreductase activity; copper ion binding
Source: RefSeq, a predicted model, not a curated record
CUGUCAGAAGUGAAUGGGUUAAGCUUCAGCUCAGCCACCCUUUUCCUAAUUUGGUUCUUCCUGUGGUUUCCCCUGCCAAAAAGGAAGCAAUCCUUUCAGUCCUGUGGAGUGUUAGUGCUGCUGUCGUAUCCACUGGUUAAAGAACCCUCUCGUUUGUGCAUACCCUUUGGAACUUCUGACUGAAUCCUCAAAAUUUUUCUUCUCCUGGUAGCUAAAGAUAUUUUAGAGAAGAGUUAAUCUUUAAGUUCUCCAAUUAAACAUUUUCUAGCAAGAAGAGCCAUGAAGAUAGCGCUCUCCAUCUGCUGCUUUCUGUGCCUUCUGCCAUUCAGCUUUAGUGCCACUAGAAGAUACUAUCUGGGUGCUGUGGAACUGUGCUGGGACUAUCUGCAAAGUGACCUACUCAGUCAGCUGCAUGUGGAGACAAGAUUCCCUACAACAAUGCCAAGAGCUUUUCCAUUCAACACCUCAGUCAUGUACAGAAAAUCAGUGUUUGUAGAGUUCACGGAUCACCUUUUCAACGUUGCCAAGCCCAGGCCACCGUGGAUGGGUCUGCUGGGUCCUACCAUCUGGGCUGAGGUUUAUGACACAGUGGUCAUUACACUUAAGAACAUGGCUUCUCAUCCGGUCAGUCUUCAUGGUGUUGGUGUAUCUUACUGGAAAGCAUCUGAGGGAGCUGAAUAUGAUGAUCAGACCAGCCAAAGAGAAAAGGCUGAUGAUAAAGUCUUUCCUGGUGAGAGCCAUACUUAUGUCUGGCACGUCUCAGCAGAGAGUGGGCCAGUGAACUCUGAUCCCCAAUGUCUCACCUACUCAUACUUUUCUCAUGUGGAUCUGGUGAAAGACCUGAAUUCGGGGCUCAUUGGAGCACUACUGGUAUGCAAAGAAGGGAGUCUGACCAAAGAAAGGACACAGAACAUGCAUCAAUUCGUGCUACUUUUUGCUGUAUUUGAUGAAGGGAAGAGUUGGCACUCAGAAACAAAGGGCCCGAUGCCACAGGCUUCAGAUUCUGCAUCCGCUGGCACCUGGCCUAAGAUGCACACAAUCAAUGGCUAUGUGAACAGGUCCCUGCCAGGUCUGCUUGGGUGCCACAGAAAAUUCGUCUACUGGCAUGUGAUUGGAGUGGGCACGACCCCUGAAGUACAUUCAAUAUUCUUUGAAGGUCACACAUUUCUUGUGAGAAACCAUCGCCAGGCCUCCCUGGAGAUAUCACCAAUAACUUUUCUGACUGCUCAGACACUGUUGAUGGACCUUGGACAGUUUUUACUGUUUUGCCAUAUAUCUUCCCACCAACAUGCUGGCAUGGAAGCUUAUGUAAAAGUGGACAGCUGUGUGGAGGAGCCCCAACUACGGAUGAAAAAGGAAGAAGAGGAGGAAGGCUAUGAUUAUGAUGAUGAUCUUGAUUCUGAAAUGGAUGUGGUUAGGUUUGAUGAUGACCACUCUCCCUUCAUGCACCUUCGCUCUGCUGCCAAGAAACACCCUAAAACGUGGAUACAUUAUAUUGCUGCUGAGGAACAGGACUGGGACUAUGCCCCUUCAGUCCACACCACUGAUGACAGAAGUUAUAAAAGUCAGUAUUUAAACAAUGGUCCUGAGCGAAUUGGUAGGAAGUAUAAAAAAGUCCAAUUUGUGGCAUACACAAACGAGACCUUUAAGACCCGGGAAAUUAGACAAUAUGAAUCAGGAAUUCUGGGACCUCUACUUUAUGGUGAAGUUGGAGACACACUGUUGAUUAUAUUUAAGAAUCAUGCCAGCAGACCUUAUAACAUCUACCCUCAUGGAAUAACAGAUGUCAGUCCUUUGCACUCAAGAAGAUUGCCAAAAGGUGUAAAACAUUUGAAGGACUUGCCAAUUCUGCCAGGAGAAAUAUUCAAGUAUAAAUGGACAGUGACUGUAGAAGAUGGGCCAACUAAAUCAGACCCUCGGUGCUUAACCAGAUAUUACUCCAGUUUCCUUAAUCUGGAGCGAGACCUAGCUUCAGGACUUAUUGGCCCUCUACUCAUCUGUUACAAAGAAUCUGUAGAUCAAAGAGGAAACCAGAUGAUGUCAGACAAGAGAAAUGUCAUCCUGUUUUCUAUAUUUGAUGAGAACCGAAGCUGGUACCUCACAGAAAAUAUGCAGCGCUUCCUCCCGAAUGCCUCUGGAGUACAGGCCCAGGAUGCAGAGUUCCAAGCCUCGAACAUAAUGUACAGCAUCAAUGGUUAUGUGUUUGAUAGUUUGCAGUUGUCUGUUUGUUUGCAUGAGGUGGCAUACUGGUAUAUUCUAAGUGUUGGAGCCCAGACUGACUUCUUGUCUGUCUUCUUCUCUGGAUAUACCUUCAAACACAAAAUGGUCUACGAAGACACACUUACCCUCUUUCCAUUCUCGGGGGAAACUGUCUUCAUGUCGAUGGAAAACCCAGGUCUAUGGGUUCUAGGGUGCCACAACUCAGACUUUCGGAACAGAGGCAUGACAGCCUUACUGAAGGUUUCUAGCUGUGGCAGGAGCACUGGUGACGAUUACGAGGACACAUACGAAGAUAUUCCAACAUACUUAAUGAGUGAAAACCAUAUUGUUGAACCCAGAAGCUUCUCCCAAAAUUCAAGGCACCCUAGCACUAGACAAAAGCAAUUCACAGCUACCACAAUUCCAGAAAAUGACCCAGAGAAGACUGAUCCUCAGUUUGAGGAGAGAACAGGGAUAGAUGAAGGACACAGUGUCUUCUCCAGUGAUUUGUCAAUGCUGUUGGGACAGAGUCCAACUCCACAUGGGUUGCACUUAUCUUAUCUCCCAAAAGCCACAUAUAAAGCUCUUCCUGGUGAUCAUUUAUCUGGCGCAAUAGACAGUAAUGAAGGCCCAUCUAAAGUGGUAAAGUUCAAGCCAGAGGUAUAUCAAAGUGGAGACACAGUGUUUACUACUGAACCAAGCCUUCAAUUAAGAUUGAAUGAGAACUGGGGCACAGCUAUACCAGUAGAGUUGAAGAAACUUGAUUUAAAAGUUUCUAGUUUACCUAAUAAUUUAAUGGUUUCACCAACAAUUGUGUCAGACAACUUGGCAGCAGGUCCUGGAGAACCAAGUUCCUUAAAACCCCCAAAUAUUCCAGUUAAUGGUCAACUGAGCACCAGUGUAUUUGGCAAAAAAUCAUUUCCACCAAUUGGAUCUGGUAGUGAGAGAAAUACUCCACAAAGUUCCCUGGGAAAGAGUAUGUUAUCAGUGGAGAGUGAUACAUCACUGAAAGUGAAAAUUGCUCAUGGACCCACUUUGUUGACCAAAGACAAUGCAUUAUUCAAAGUUAAUAUCUCUUUGAUAAAGACAAAUAAAACAUCUAAUUAUUCAGUAACUGAUAGAAAAACUCACAUUGAUAGACCAACAUUACUAAUUGAGAAUACUACAUCAGUCUGGCAAGAUACUAUAUUAGAAAGAGAUGCUGAGUUUCAAAAAAUGAUGUCAUUAAUGAAUGAUGAAGUACUUAUGGACAAAAAUACUACAGCUCUGAAGCUAAAUCAUAUGGCAAAUAAAACUACUUCAUCAAAAAAUGUGAAAAUAGUUGCUGAAAAACAAGCAGAUCUUGUACCAUCAGAUGACAAAAACCCAGAUAUGUUAUUUUUCAAGAUGUUAUUCUUGCCAAAGUCAACAAAUUGGAAAAACCAGACCAAUGGAAAGAAUUUCCUAAACUCUAGGCAAGAGCCUCAUCCAAAGCAGUUAUCCUUAGGAUCAGGAAAUUCUAGAGAAGAUAAGAAUUUCUUAUCAGACAAGAAUAAAGUUGUAGUAGAAGAGGAUGCAUUUACAAAGGACACAGGACUCAAAGAACUCAUACCAAACAGUAGGAGCACAGUUCUUUCUAACAUGGCUAAUGUAAAAGAAAAUGAUACACACAAUCAAGAAAAACCAAUUCAGGAUGCAACAAAAAGGAAGGAAGUAUUAGCGCAAGAGAACGUAGUUUUGUCUCAGGUGUACAGAGUGACUGGCACUAAGAGUUUCCUGAAGAAAUUUUUCUUACUGAACAUUAGACAAAACAUAAGUUUAGAUGAGGGUACAGAUGCACCAACACUUCUGGACACCAAAUUGUUAAAUGAUUCAACAAACAGGGCAAAGACUCACAUGGUUCAUCUCUCAAAAAGAAGGGAAGAAGAGGAAAUGCACCAAGAAAGCUUGGGAAAUCAAACCAAACAAAUGGUUGGCCAGUAUCUAAGCACCAUAGAGAUAUUUGCUAACCCAAGCCAGAACAACAUCACUGCCCAACGUGGUAAGCGUUCUUUGAAACAAUUCAGAUUCCCACUAGAAGGAACUGAGGUUGAAAAGGGGUUAACUGUGGAUGAUACUUCAACACAAAUGUACAAAAACAUUAAAGAUUUGACCCAGACAGAUUACAAGGAUAAAGGAGGAAAGGCCAUUAUUCAGUCUCCUUUAAUAAAGUCUCCUGUGAGGAAUCAUAGCAUCUCUCAGAUAAAGAGCUCUGAGUCACCAACUACAAAGAUGUCAGAAGUUCCAGUCGUUGGACCUACAGAUCUGACUCAAUUUGGAUCUCAAGACAGCUCUUCUUAUUUUCUACCCUCAGCUUCUACUUACAGGUUUAAGGCAAAAAUUCCAAUGCCCCAAGAAGACAGUCAUUCCUUACGAGUACCCAAAAUAAAUAAGCUUUCUUUAGCCGUGCUACCCUUGGGGGUAAUCAGAAAUCAAGGAAAGGCUGGCUUCCUGGGGAUAAGUGCCACGAAGUCAGCUGCAUACAAGAAAUGGGAGGACACUGUUCUCUUGAAACCAGUCUUACCUGAAACAUUAGGCAAAGUUGAAUUUCUUCCUAAAGUUCCCAUUCAUCAAGAAGACCUCCUACUUACAGAAACUACCCAUGAGUCUCCUGUUCACCUGGAUCUUAGGGAAAAUAUUCUUCUUCAGAAAAUAGUAGGCACUAUAAAAUGGAAGAAGAAAAAUGGACCUAGGAAAGCACUCUUUCUGAAAGGUGCAACAGAAAGCUCUGAAGAGAUGAAAUCCAAGCUGCUGGAUCCUCUCACUCUAGGGAAUCAAUAUGCUACUCAGAUACCAAAAGAUAAGUGGAAAUCCCAAGAGAAGUUACCAGAAAAUAUGCUUUUAAAGAUGAAGGACACCAUUUUGCCUCUGAACCCUUGUGAAAGCAAUUCUACAGUAGUAGAAAUUAAUGAUGGGCCAAAUAGGGUCCAAAGAGAAGCCACUUGGGAAAACGGCUGGACUGGAAAAUCAUGCCCUCUAAACCCACUUACCUUGAAGCGUCAUCCAAGGGAAAUAACCCCUACUACUCUUCAGUCAGAAGAAGAGGACAUUUACUAUGAUAUUAUCUCAAGUGAAACCAAGAGAGAAGAUUUUGAGAUUUAUGAUGAGGUUGAAAACCAGGGUCCCCGAAGCUUUCAAAAGAGAACACGACACUAUUUUAUUGCAGCAGUGGAGCGGCUCUGGGACUAUGGGAUGAGUAGGGUCCCCAGUGCCCUAAGAAACAGGGAUCACAGUGGCGGUGCCAAUCAGUUCAAGAAAGUAGUUUUCCAGGAAUUCACCGAUGGUUCUUUCUCUCAACCUUUAUACCGUGGAGAAUUAAAUGAGCACUUGGGACUCUUGGGACCAUACAUAAGAGCAGAAGUUGAAGAUAAUAUUGUGGUAACUUUCAAAAACCAGGCCUCUCGUCCCUAUUCGUUCUAUUCUAGCCUCAUUUCUUACAAUGAAGAUCAGAAACAAGAAGCUAAACCUAGAAAAAACUUUGUCAAGCCUAAUGAAACCAAAACUUACUUUUGGCAAGUGCAGCAAUAUAUGGCCCCCACUGAAGAUGAAUUUGACUGCAAAGCCUGGGCCUAUUUCUCUGAUGUUGAUCUGGAAAAAGAUAUGCACUCAGGCUUGAUCGGACCCCUUCUGAUCUGCCACCGGAACACACUGAGCCCUGCUCAUGGAAGACAAGUGACAGUGCAGGAAUUUGCUCUGCUUUUCACUAUCUUUGAUGAGACCAAGAGCUGGUACUUUAAUGAAAACAUGGAAAGGAAUUGCAAGGCCCCCUGCAGUAGCCAGAUAGACGACCGUACUUUUAAAGAGAAUUAUCGUUUCUAUGCAAUCAAUGGCUAUGUGAUGGACACCCUUCCUGGCUUAGUAAUGGCACAGGAGCAAAGGACUCGAUGGUAUUUGCUCAGUAUGGGCAGCAAUGAGAACAUCCAUUCGAUUCAUUUUAGUGGACAUGUGUUCACCGUGCGGAAGAAAGAAGAACAUAAAAUGGCAGUUUACAACCUCUAUCCAGGUUCCUUUGAGACCAUGGAAAUGCUGCCGUCCAGAGCGGGGCUUUGGCGGGUGGAAUGCCUCAUGGGCGAGCAACUGAAUGCUGGGAUGAGCACUCUUUUCCUGGUGUACAGCAAGCAGUGUCAGAUUCCCCUGGGAAUGGCUUCUGGACACAUUAGAGAUUUUCAGAUUACAGCUUCAGGACAAUAUGGACAGUGGGCCCCAAAGCUGGCCAGACUUCAUUACUCUGGAAUGAUCAAUGCCUGGAGCACCAAAGAUCCUUUUUCCUGGAUCAAGGUGGAUCUGUUGGCACCAAUGAUUAUUCAUGGCAUCAAAACCCAGGGUGCCAGUCAGAAGUUCUCCAGCCUCUACAUCUCUCAGUUUAUCAUCAUGUAUAGUCUCGAAGGGAAGAAGUGGCUGACCUAUCGAGGGAAUUCCACUGGGACCUUAAUGGUCUUCUUUGGCAAUGUAGAUUCAUCUGGAAUAAAACACAAUGUUUUCAAUCCUCCAAUUAUUGCACGGUACAUCCGUUUGCACCCAACUCAUUACAACAUCCGCAGCACUCUUCGCAUGGAGCUGAUAGGCUGUGACCUAAACAGUUGCAGCAUGCCACUGGGAAUGGAGAGUAAGUUAAUCUCAGAUGCACAGAUCACUGCCUCAUCCCACCUCACUAAUAAGUUUGCUACCUGGUCUCCGUCCCAAGCACGACUUCAUCUCCAGGGGAGGACGAAUGCGUGGAGACCUCAGGAGAAUAAUCCUCAAGAGUGGCUGCAAGUGGACUUCCGGAAGACAACAAAAGUCACCGGAGUAAUUACCCAGGGAGUGAAGUCUCUCCUGACCAGCAUGUUUGUGAAGGACUUCCUCAUCUCCAGCAGCCAAGAUGGCCAUCACUGGACUUUCUUUUUACAAAAUGGCAAGAUAAAGGUUUUUCAGGGAAAUCAAGACUCCUUCACGCCUGUGGUGAACUCUCUAGACACACCAGUAGUGACUCGCUACCUUAGAAUUCACCCCCAGAGCUGGGCACGCCAGAUCGCCCUAAGGCUGGAAGUUCUGGGCUGUGAGGCCCAGCAGCUCUACUGAGGGGCUGCCACACUUUCCUGUUCAACUUCGGACGUUCCUUGACCUGAGGCCUUCCCUCUGAGGCCUUCCCUCUGAGGCCUCUGGGUUGCAUACUGCCCCACACUACCUAGAGCACUGUCCUUUUUUAUGAAUUUAAGCUGUAUACUGCCUUGAAACCUCGCAAAUCAUUAAUCAUGCAUUUCCUGAAAAGUUAGGACUCACACAGCCACCACUUCCUCUACUGUGAAAAAAUGGUCUGUCGAAAGCUGCCAGAAGAUAUUCAUGAUGUAAGCACUUCUGAUUAAGCGUCAUAUGCCUGAAGUAAGAUUCUGACUUGGUUGCUCUCCUGGUCAAGCACGGAACCAAACGGGUUUGUGAUCCCAGCCACACACCCUUAAAAUCAAAAGACAAGUUAUUUUCACAGUCUGCAAAAUGGGGAUAAGAGUUACUACAUUAAAGUCUAUUUGAUUAAAUUUAGUAUCAGAACAAUGUAUAAAUAAAGCCAUUCUGUCUUAAUUCUUCUUUUAAUUUUUAAAAACAAUUUGUGUUCGAUAUCACUUUGGGUUCUUGUCUGAAUUCUAAUCAACAAAAACAGGGUAAGAAUAUAGAACUAUUGGGAACCCUGGAGUAAAUGAAUAUCUCUUUUAAGUUUGUGAUGACCAAGAAAAUUAAAGGAAAUAAUGGGGUUCUAAAAACAUAUUUUAAGAUUUCUGUGGAAAAAAUGAGGGAAAACCAUUGUUCAAAUAACACAAUAACAAAAUGGAAAAUUGUUGCUAAAAUAAUGGAACAACAGUAUAAUAGAAAAUUUUAUUUCAUGACUGAAAACUAC